Molecule: messenger RNA, 1014 nt
Organism: Manis pentadactyla (Chinese pangolin)
Lineage: Eukaryota; Metazoa; Chordata; Mammalia; Pholidota; Manidae
Product: olfactory receptor 52D1-like
Exons: 1
Coding region: 1-1014 (337 amino acids)
Biological process (GO): G protein-coupled receptor signaling pathway
Cellular component (GO): membrane
Molecular function (GO): olfactory receptor activity; G protein-coupled receptor activity
Source: RefSeq, a predicted model, not a curated record
AUGAUUUCAUUUCAUUUUCUAACCACUUUUAGAAAGGUAAAACCUUCUGUUCUCUUCAUCAUUAUGCUGUCUGCACCCAUCCCCAACGAUACUGCCUUCCAUCCUUCUGCAUUUAUUCUACUUGGAAUCCCUGGGAUGCAAGAGCAGCACGUUUGGGCAGCCAUCCCCUUCUGCUUCUUGUACAUCCUUGCUCUGGUUGACAACGGCACCAUCCUCUACAUCAUCAUGACAGAUAGGACUCUGCGUGAGCCCAUGUACCUCUUCCUGGGCCUGCUGUCUGCCACUGACCUGGUGCUCUGUUCGACCACAUUGCCCAAAAUGCUAACCAUCUUCUGGCUUCAGUCCCACGUAAUUUCCUAUCAUGGCUGCCUCACGCAGAUGUUUUUUGUUCAUACAGUCUUUGCCACAGAGUCAGCUGUCCUUCUGGCCAUGGCUUUCGACCGCUACGUGGCUAUCUGCCAUCCGCUUCACUAUACAUCCAUCCUCAAUGCCAUGGUGAUUGGGAGGAUCGGUCUGGCAUGUGUGGUCCGUGGCCUUCUCUUUGUUUUCCCUUUUGUCAUCCUCAUUGAGCGCUUACCCUUCUGUGGACACCACAUCAUCCCCCACACCUACUGUGAGCACAUGGUCAUCGCCAAGCUGGCCUGUGCCAACAUCAAGCCCAACACCAUCUAUGGCCUCACCGUGGCGCUUUCAGUCACUGGCACAGAUGUGAUCCUUAUCGCCACCUCCUACUGCCUGAUCCUGCGGGCCGUGCUGCACCUGCCCUCCAAAGACACCCAACUCCGAGCAUUUAGCACUUGUGGAGCCCACAUUUGUGUGAUUCUUGUCUUCUAUGUACCUGCCUUUUUUUCCUUUUUCACCCACCGUUUUGGCCACCAGGUGCCUCCUCAUGUCCACAUUGUACUAGCAAAUCUCUAUCUCCUUGUACCUCCAGUUCUCAACCCCCUGGUGUAUGGAAUUAAUGCCAGACAGAUCCGCCUGAGAAUAUUUGGCUUUUUAAUGGGGAGGAGGUAG